CCCCUCCCCAAUUCCGCCCAAGUGCUCGUGCGCAUGCUCUCUGGCCCGGGCUCUGCAGAUCCGAGAUGCAAAUUGCUGCGCCCCGGCGCGGCCCAGCCCGGGGGCAUACAAAGCUGGCAUCCCCAGGGCCCGGGCACGUGCGUGGAUAGCGCCAUUCUCCCAGCAAGCACCGGGAAUCGCGCUGCGGCCGCCGUGGCCCCGCCCCCUGCCCCGCGCAGGGCGGAGGUGGGAGGAUAUUGGCAGAUUUCUAAGUCCAACCACUUCGUUAUAUUCUGGGGGGGGGAGGGGGGCCACACCGCGCGAAAGCCAGGAUUCGAACCCCAGACACACCCGGGCCCCGACAGACUCUAGUAAAAGAGAGCGACGUGCCCGACCUUCCGCUAGGAAGGAGCCCCCUGCUCUAGCUGCGAGCCGGAGGCCCCGCCCCAACCCUACCAAGCGUAGGAAGAGCGGGGGAGGAGCGACCCUCCGGGGGUCUCGGAUGCGCCGCUCCCGCCGCCGCUCCUCCCCCGCGCCUGGGCCGGAUGGUCCGACCCAUGGCGCAGGCGCCCUGGAGCCCGCCAGCUAGCCUCUCCGCUUUGCCCCCCGCCCGCAGCCGCAGCCGCAGCCGUCGAAGCUCGUUCUGCGCAGGCGCCGGGGCCCUGCGUGCUGCCGCCGCCGACCGGAGCGAGCGGAGCGAGGUCGCCAGGGGUGCUGCCGGGGCCGCUGGAGAGAAGAGGCCCUGCCGAGGAAAGGGGCUGGGGGGGAUCCCAACUCGCUGUCGCCGCCGCCGCUGGACAUCUCCCCCUCCUGGCAGCCUCCCCCGGCCAUGACGGAGACCCGGGAGACCGCGGAGACCGGGGGCUAUGCCAGCUUGGAGGAGGAUGAGGAGGAGCUGUCCCCAGGCCCAGAGCACCCCUCCGACUCGGACUAUACCCUCUCGGAGCCCGACUCUGAGGAGGACGAAGAGGAGGAGGAGGAGGAGGAGGAAACCACAGAUGACCCAGAAUACGACCCUGGCUACAAGGUGAAGCAGCGUCUCGGUGGGGGGCGAGGGGCACCCUCGCGGAGGGCCCCUCGGGCUGCCCCGCCCCCAGGGCCCCCAGCCCAGCCCUGCGCCCUGUGCGGCCGCCCGCCCCCGGGGGAGGGGGCCGCAGCCCCGGGGGGCCCGCCCUGUCGGCUCUGCCGCCCCACCGCCCCCCAGGCGACACCCCCCGCCCGCACUGCCGCUCAGCGCCAGGCGGGGGAGGAGGAGGAAGAGGACGAGGGGGCCACCUCCACUGGAGGCGAUGGGCCCCCUGGGGAUGAGGGGGGCGCUUACCACUGCACAGAGUGCGAGGAUUCGUUCGACGACCUUGGGGAGCUUCACGGCCACUUCAUGCUGCACGCCCGCGGGGAGGUGUGAGGCUGGCCCCCCAGGGGGGCGCGGGGCUGAGAGAAGGGGUCACGGGGGGCGGAGCCACCGGUCAAGUCUGUGUCUUCUGGACAGUAGCUGUGUUAGGUUCAAAUAAAGCCAGAUUUCUGUGUGUGAUGGCGUCUGUGCGAGUGUGACCUCCCUGUGCCCGAAUCUCGGGUGCAAACGGCGCGUGAGGAUGGUGCGGUCGUGGACUCCAAGGCCCGCAACUGAGAGAGACCGGAGGCCCAGCCUCCCGUCCCGUCCCUUUCCCUGUUUUUGACAUGAGGAACCUGAGGUCCUGGUUGCCUUGGCAAAGGUCACAAAGCUAGCAGAGCAAGGGCCUGACCUCCCCCCCUCAGACUUAGAGCCACAGCCUGGAUCUCUA
Sarcophilus harrisii (Tasmanian devil) is the source of this 1760-nucleotide messenger RNA. It is a transcript of the gene ZNF428, whose product is annotated as zinc finger protein 428. NCBI's taxonomy places the organism in Eukaryota, Metazoa, Chordata, Mammalia, Dasyuromorphia, Dasyuridae. The coding region runs from base 809 to 1384 and encodes 191 amino acids. The transcript is spliced from 3 exons. The record is from RefSeq and is a predicted model, not a curated record.